UUCCUCGUAAUUUCCGAUUACUAGAAGAACUUGAGAAAGGCGAAAAGGGUAUUGGCGACGGUACGUGUAGCUACGGACUUUCAAAUGGAGAUGAUAUAUAUAUGAGCGAUUGGAACGGCACGAUCAUAGGACCCGGUCAUACCAUUCACGAAAAUCGUAUUUAUAGCUUGAAACUUCACUGUGAUGAUAAUUACCCCGACACCCCGCCGACCGUUCAUUUCCUUUCCAGAAUCAAUUUGCCAUGCGUAAACCAGCAAACGGGAAAGGUCGAACCCACUAAAUUAAGUUGCCUUGCUAAUUGGAAGAGAAGUUACAAUUUAGAGACUGUAUUGACAGAAUUACGUCGUGAGAUGGCGAACCCACACAAUAAGAAACUGCCUCAACCCCCGGAAGGCUCUGUUUUCUAG
Acaulospora morrowiae is the source of this 407-nucleotide messenger RNA. NCBI's taxonomy places the organism in Eukaryota, Fungi, Glomeromycota, Glomeromycetes, Diversisporales, Acaulosporaceae. The record is from the annotation of a GenBank genome assembly.